This is a messenger RNA of Spea bombifrons (plains spadefoot toad), 4750 nucleotides long. RefSeq names its product coagulation factor XIII B chain-like. The record is from RefSeq and is a predicted model, not a curated record. Lineage: Eukaryota; Metazoa; Chordata; Amphibia; Anura; Pelobatidae. The coding region runs from base 93 to 4262 and encodes 1389 amino acids. The transcript is spliced from 27 exons.
GAUAGGAUCAGUCUGCAUUCUGACACUCAUCGGCUCAGGCAGACAGAGAAAGAGUUGCAGAGAAUCAGAAGCCAAUGCUCAGUUAAUUGACAAUGUUAUUAUUGGAAUGCCUUGUUUUGCUUACAGCCGCCUUAUGCUGUUCUACAUCACCACCAGGUCAUUGUGGGAUCCCAGAACGGUCUCAAGAACUAGAGUUACAAGGCGAAUGGCCAGAUGAAUCUUACCCCCCUGGUAAAUUAGCAGUUUUCAAUUGCCGGCCUGGUUAUAGCCGCCUUGGCGCUAUUAAAAAGGUUUGUUCAGAAGGCAAAUGGAUAUCGACAUCAAGUGGAAAAUGCAGAAAGAAACCAUGUGGUCAUCCAGAAGAUAUCCCCUUUGGCUUCUUUGAGUUGAAGGAGGGGGAUGAGUUUGUGUUUGGUGCUGUUGUUGAGUAUUUCUGUGAUGAAGGUUAUCAGAUGGUAAGCAAACAGAAAACUAGAGAAUGCACUGCAAAUGGCUGGAGUAAUUUCCCCCCUCAUUGUGAAGCUCGAAAAUGCCCACCCGUGGUGCCUGCUGAAGGCGUUAAUGUUAUAUCAUCUUCUUAUGAUGAAGAGUUUUCUAUGGGUCAGGUAGUACGAUUUGAAUGUAAGAAUCCCAGACUUAAACUGGAGGGGCCUUCGGAGGUUUUCUGCACAUCAGAGGGAGAGUGGAAUGAACAACCACCCAUAUGUAAAGAAGCAAGUUGCAAUGUGCCAGAGAUCCCUAAUGGCUCAGUAGACAAUCCAAUACCAAUCUACAAAGAGAAUGAAAAAUUAUCAUAUAAAUGUGAUGAGAAAUACAAAGUGUACCAGCGUUCUGAAGCAACGUGUACUAAGAAUGGUUGGAGCCCCGAGCCUGCAUGUACAGAAAUCAUCUGCUAUCCUGAAUAUGUGGCAAAUGGUAAACUUGAAAAGACUAAGGAUAUAUACAGAGAUGGAGAAAUCAUUGACUUGAAGUGUGAUUAUGGAUUCCAAAUUGAGCAUAAACCAGACGAACCACGGGUAUGCACUGCUACUGGCUGGUCUCCUCCUCCGAAGUGCAUCAGUAAAAAAUGUAACAAGCCCAACAUUGAAAAUGGACAUCUUUAUUACAAUUGGGUUCCAAAAUCACUGGGUAAUUACAUCGUCUAUUAUUGUAACAGCGGAUAUUUGCCACCAUCCAAAGAUGAUUAUGGCAGAUCUCUUUGUUCUGAAAAUGGUUGGAAUCCCCCACCAAGGUGUCUAAAAACCUGUAGUCAUCAGGAAGCUUCAGUUGAAAAUGCAUAUCUUGAGAAUCCUGAACGCAUUUAUCUGAGUGGUGACAAAGUGAAAUUCACUUGUUACAAUGGCUAUUCAACUCCAAAUGGUAGAGAAAAUGGAGAAAAAGAAUGUCUUCCUAAUGGGAGGUUUACUCAAGCAAAAUGUUCCAAGACCUGUGAAAUGAGACAAUUACUUAAUGGAAAAUACAGCCCGAAUAAAAGUGUAUUUGAUGUUGGAGAGUAUAUCCGUUUUGAAUGUAAUGAAGGAUUUAUGAUUAAAACCAGAAAAAUCAUUGAAAAUGCUCAAUGUCUUUACAGGGGCUGGUCAGUAAUUCCAGAAUGCAUUGAAAUCACAUGUACAGUACAAAACAGUCAGUUGAUAUCUGAGAAAAGGCAAUAUAAAUAUGGAGAUGUUGUACAGUUUUCUUGUCCACGUGGCUACAAAAUCAUAGGAUCAGACAAGAGUCAGUGUUUUCAUUAUGGAUGGGGACCAUCGCUGCCAACGUGUGAAGUAACUAGAUGUACAGUCCAAAACUGGCAAUUGAAAUCUCAGAAAAGGAGUUAUAAUUUUGGUGAUAUUGCUCAAUUUUCUUGUCCACCUGGCACCAAAUUAAUAGGAUCAGAAAGGAGUCGAUGUGAUCACAAAGGAUGGGAACCAUCCCUGCCAACAUGUGAAACUACGAAGUGCCAGCUGCAAUUAGAUAGUAAAACUUCUAAAGUUCCCAAGAAGAAGGAAUAUAAAGUAGGCGAGAAAGUCAAAGUUUCUUGUAAAAAAAACUUCAUACUAGUUGGAUCAAGUGAAAUAACAUGUCACGCACAUGGUUGGGAACCAGAAGUACCCAGUUGUAAAGCUAAAACCUCUGAUGAACCUACUGAUGAUACAGAAGGGAUAAUUCAACCAGCUACAAAGUGCCAGCUGCAAUUAGAUAGUACAGCUUCCAAAGAUCCCAAGAAGAAGGAAUAUGAAGUAGGCGAGAAAGUCAAAGUUUCUUGUAAAAAAAACUUCAUACUAGUUGGAUCAAGUGAAAUAACAUGUCACGCACAUGGCUGGGAACCAGAAGUACCCAGUUGUAAAGCUAAAACCUCUGAUGAACCUACUGACGAUACAGAAGGGAUAAUUCAACCAGCUGAAUCCGAAGAACCAUCUACUGGUGAUAAAGAAGCAAGACUGAAAUGUCCACCUGCAUCUAGUCCGCCAAAUGCUGAAAUAGUAGAAGUAAAGAAUGAAUAUUAUGAUGGUGAUACAAUUGAGAUAAGAUGUGUGCAUGGAUUUACACUUUAUGGACCUGCAGUAAUCCAUUGUCAAAAUGGAAAAUGGAAUUCAUUUGCACAGUGCAUUCAACUACACAAAUGUGAAAAACCACCUUCUAUAACUGAUGGUGAGAUAAUUGAAGAAACCAAGAGCAGAGAUUAUUUUACAGGCCACAUUGUGAAAUACAGAUGCAACCGUGGUUUCCACAUUAUUGGGUCAGUGGAAAGCCAAUGUACGGAAGGAAAGUGGUUGUCUCCUCCUGAAUGUAUCGGUGAUUCAUGUGAAAAGCCUCCACCUGUUGCAAAUGGGGCUGCGUUAUCGAGAAAAGUAAGAUAUGAACAUGGUGACAGCAUAGAAUAUGUCUGCCACAAAGGCUUCAAGAAAACAGAUAACACACCAUCUAAGUGUUUAGAAGGGAAGUGGUGGAACAUCCCUACUUGUGUAUCAACCACAUGCGAUUCACCGCCAAGUAUUGACAAUGGGCAUCUGAAAUAUCCUGUAAAGAAUGAGUAUCAAUCUGGUGAAAAGGUGCACUAUGAAUGCAGAAGUGGUUAUGCGUUCCAGAACAACAAGGAUGAAGCCAUUUGUGAGGAAAGAGAAUGGAAGUCUAUACCAGUGUGCAGGAGAAAAGGAGAACGCUGUAUCAAACCACCUACUGUUAAGUUUGGUGAUUACCUUGGAGAAAGAAGGAAUUAUUAUGAAUCGGGCUCUUACGUGGAGUAUAAGUGUCCAGAUUUUUAUAAAAUGCAAGGAAAUAAAUUUGUGAGAUGCCAGGAUGGAGUAUGGGGCGAGCCACCAACUUGUCUAGAGCCUUGUACAGCAAAAGAGAUUGAAAUGAAGCAAAAUAACAUCGUACUUAGAUGGGAAGCUGCUUCUAAACUCUAUAGUGAACAUGGAGACAAUAUUGAAUUCGCCUGUAUUCAUGAACAUGAAAUAGCUAAUAAAACAGAACUAAGAACAAAGUGUAAUCAAGGCGUAAUCCCGUAUCCUAAGUGUGUCAAGACUGGCUCUUGUUACCUAUCACAAUCAGAAAUGAAGACCAGAAAUGUGUAUUUGAACAAAACUAAGGAAAUCCUACCUGGAGAAACAGUUACUUUUGAGUGUUAUGAAGGAAUGGUCCCAGAAACCAGCCUGUCAGCAACAUGUGUUAACAGAAAACUUAACUACCCAAAAUGUGUGAUUUCAAAAAAAUGUACAUCUGUUCCUGAAAUUCUGAAUGGGAAGAUUAGGAAUGGACUACAAGACAGCUAUGAGUCAGGCUCAUCUGUUGAAUUUGAAUGUAAUGAGAAUUAUAUGCUCUCAGGGUCUAUAAAUGUUAAAUGUGAAAAUGGUAUCUGGGUUGACCUUCCGCGAUGUCUUAGACCAUGCAAAAUUUUGAAAAAAGACCUUAAUGAAAAAAAUAUUGCACUGCAGUCAUCAGAUGAUCUGGAUAAGAUUUAUAAAGAUGGUGAGGAGGUUGAGAUUAAGUGCAAUUCAGGAUUCCGAAAUCCAAAUCCAUCAUCUUCUCUAAAAGGGGAAUGCAGUGAUGGUACAAUGAAAUACCAAAGGUGUUUCUCAGGGUCAACAUGUCGGUUAAAUCAAGACCAAUUUGAUGAGUUUAAUUUGGAGCUGGAUCCUGUGCACAAUGACAUUUAUUAUGGAGAUGGUGAAGAUGUUAUAUUCAAAUGUAAGAUGGGAUUUUCUAGUACAUCAGAACUGACCCGAAAAUGUACCAAGACUCAACUGACUUAUCCACGAUGCAUACCAAGUGGUAAGUAGAAUCCUUAUAUCUCUAUGUUUUUGUUAUUUUACCAUUUUUUUCCAUCGCUAUCCUGAUAUGUUCCAUAAAAUAGAAAUUACCCUUAUCUGCCCUAUUAUCAAUGCACUUUGUGAAAGAUGCAAUUCUGUCAUAGUAAUGGCUUAUGUAAAUUGACACAUUUUAAGUAACCAUACACUGUUCUUUUCAGUUUAUUUCCUAUAUUAUGUUGUUACUAUAGUUCUAUGGUAAUUCCUAUAAGAAAAUAGAGUUUCACACUUUAGGUUGUUUAUAUGAUUUAUUAACACUCAAUUUACAUUGUUUUGUUGUAAGUGAAAGGACAACACCAACAAUAUAAACUUUUAACAAAAUGUGUCAAGCAGACAUGGUAGAUUUACUGGCACCAAUCAGACCAUGGGCCAAGUCCAGCCUUGUGGCCCUAUAUUAUAGUGGCUAAUACCAAAUUUAGCUGACUGUGUGUUCAAUGUGCACUGGCCAGUUGUGUCCAAAA